UAAUCCUCACAUUCAGAGUUUUCAAAGAUAUUAUGAAUUAAAAUCAGGACUGUAACGUCGGGACUGAAACGUUCUCUUAAAUUUCUAUUUUUUACAUUUUGCCAAAUAUUUGCCAAUUUAAAUAUUUUAUUUGAUUUUAUUCAAAGUUUUUAAUUUUCUUUUCUUGAUUUUACAUAUUUACUUUUUAUAUCUUCAUAGAUUCUUAGAAACGAUGGAAUGCGAAAAUGACAUAAUAAAUCCUGAUUUUAAUUCUUACAAUAAUGAAGGGACCAAUUAUGAUGAAGUUCGUUCUCCACAUAAACAACUUGUCAAUAGUGGAGGGAUUAAAAUGCCUGUCUUGGUGAAGAAAUUAGGCCCGAGUCUGACUUGUCCUAUUUGCCUGGAUCUUUUGAGAAAUACAAGUGUUACGGAAUGUCUUCAUCGAUUUUGUGCUGAUUGUAUUAAAAAUUCUAUUUACAAAACAAAUCGUCAAUGUCCAACUUGUCGAAGGAAAAUUGUCUCAAAAAGAAAUCUUCGUUCAGAUCCAAAUAUUGAUUUACUUAUCGACACAAUUUGGCCCGAUCGUAAUAUUUAUGAAAAAAUUCACAAUAUUUUGAUGGAAAGUACUUGUGAGUCUCCAACAAAAAUUAGAGAUUUAAAUGUUGAAAAUGAUGACAAUAUUGAUGAUUUUUCAUCUUCUGAAAAUGAUUUUCCCAGCAAUGAUGAAAAGGAAGAAUAUGACUUUUCCAGCUCUGAUGAUGAUGAAUUAAAUGAUUUUGAUAAAAGUUCUUCAUUUAAUUCUUCAUCAGACUUUGAAAAUGAAAAUAAUUUUGUAAAAAAUAAACGUCAAAAAUUUGAAGAAGAAGAAAAUAUUCCAAAAAAUAAAAAUAUCAAAGAAAAUAUUAAAUUAUUACCGGAAAUGGAUAUUUAUUUAAAAGAAUAUGUUAAAAAUACUUUACCUUUGGGAAAUGUUACAAUUUAUUUAAAGCCUUUAUUAAUUAAUUCACAACAAUAUUAUCGUGUUCAUUUGCCUCAUUUAGCUACUGGCAAGUUUAUUUUAAAUCAGGGUGACCCUUUCCAAACUACUAAAAUAGGGCGCAGCCACUCAAAAAUGUGGCAAAAAUAG
Molecule: messenger RNA, 1105 nt
Organism: Meloidogyne enterolobii
Lineage: Eukaryota; Metazoa; Nematoda; Chromadorea; Rhabditida; Meloidogynidae
Source: the annotation of a GenBank genome assembly